CGCUCAAGAACUCACACCACUGAGACGGAAAGUGGAAUGUCAGGAGGAAUGGACCACGGGCACUGGCAUUCAGGUGAUAGCAAUGAUUAUGGAAGUGAUCACGAACACGUAACUUCGCACGAAAACGGUCAUGGUGCACAGGGUAAAGAAGGAAGUGGAAAUAAAAAGAAGGGGCAUGGACAUGGACAUUCGCACGAGGUUUAA
Molecule: messenger RNA, 204 nt
Organism: Protopolystoma xenopodis
Lineage: Eukaryota; Metazoa; Platyhelminthes; Monogenea; Polystomatidea; Polystomatidae
Source: the annotation of a GenBank genome assembly